This is a messenger RNA of Zea mays, 1210 nucleotides long. RefSeq lists its product as uncharacterized. The transcript has a single exon. The record is from RefSeq and is a predicted model, not a curated record. Lineage: Eukaryota; Viridiplantae; Streptophyta; Magnoliopsida; Poales; Poaceae. The coding region runs from base 43 to 873 and encodes 276 amino acids.
CCUCACCUCCCUUGUCCCCAUGCUCCCUCGCCCGAGGAGGCAAUGGCACCCACUUCUUCCUCCUCGGACACAGCCCUCACCUUGGCGCUGGAGAACCAGACACGUUCUCUGCUCGCGGAGCUCGACAAGCGGUUCACGGCGCUCGACUCCACGUGGGAAGCGCGAGUCGCGGCGCUGGAGCCGGUUCACAGCAUCAAGGGCAGCUACGGCUCCACCGACCCCGACGCACUGCACGAUUUGGACGCCAACACCAUCUUCCUCAACACCGGCGAAGGGCCUGAUUCGGACGCCGACAACUUCUUCAUCAACAUUGGCGAAGGGCCCGUAGGGCCAGUUGUUGGCGAUACGGUCGUAGGCGCGCUCGGUGAUGUGGGCGUUGUCCUAGAUCCAGUGGUGGAGGAGGUACCUGUCGACGCGCCCACCAAGUGCUUGAUGAGAGUCAUCAACCGCGGCGACUACUACAACCCAGACGCUUCCUCCGCCGUCGACAUGGCGGUGGUGCUGCUCGCCGACGCGGGCUGCAAGCUCCUCGUCCCGCCGCACCACCCUCUGGCCCUCCCCUCGCCGCACUCUUCGCGGCUCGCCUCUCACGCAAGCUCUCCGCUAGCGGGGACGCCUCCUCACCCUCGGCCCCCACCCCGCGCCUCCUUGAGGGCCUCACCGCCUUCGCGGCCUAUUCGCCUACGCGGCUCCGCCAGAUGCUUCUCCCGACCGCCCCUCACGCGUCGAGCCACGCUCGCGCGCUCCUCUCCUUCCCUGCACUCCACUGCUCACUCGAGCACUUAUAGAGAAGGUACAGGAUCACCACUACUCCAUCUCUAUCAAGUGAUGCUGAUCUGUUAUGUAUUUCCACCAAAUUUCAAAGGGCACUGAAAGUGUUUGUGGUAAUGAGUGUUCAGACUCAACUCAUGCUAGACCCAUUGCCUACUAUGGUGCUUGGCAUAAAACCUUGGCUACCACCUCAGCAACACUGCGACAUUUGCAUGUCUGACAUUGUUCAGCUAUGCUUCUGUACUUGGCUUGUAUUGAGUAGUGCUUGGAUUGAUGUAGAACAAAAAUCUCCAUGGCCACCACCUACACUAGGCUUUAUGCACAGUGAUGUUGUUCAAUUAAGGCCAACACCAUGGCCUCCAUUUAGACUGCAUAGUGGGGUUGAUUGGAUUACUUGUUAUGGUGGAUAUAUGCAUGUUAAUGGUGACAAGAUUCUACA